AUGCAGUGCCAUGUUGGCUGGCUGGCUGCUGUGCUGGUGCGCUGGCAGGGUCUUCACGAAGAUUUGCAUGCCACCACGCAUCCCAUAGAAUCCAUACGAGACACCGUGGUAGCCGGCCCAGUCAAUCUAGAGAGGAGGCAAAAAAUUCCGCUGGUCGUAGGAACAGACACGACCACGGGCUCUCCUCUCUCCCUCUCCUCCGGAUCCGAGCCGCCAGAGGCGCACGACCUGCGCGACGCUCGAUCCGGUGCCGCGCCGGCCGCCGACCGAUGGCCGACGCCGGUGAUCGGAGCACACUGCACCACCGGUCUGCCUCAGCUCCCCCUUUCCUUUGCGCGCCCGAGCUACUCGCUGUACGCCGCCCGGGAGGGCUCGCGCUCGCCGCUCGACCAAAGCCACCGCCGGCCGGUCCGGUGCCGCGCCGGCCGCCGGCAGAUGGCCGACGGAGGUGUUCGAAGCAUCCUGCACCACCGUGAAGUAGCUACUGAGCAGUGAGGCCAUCGAGCGACACCAGACCGCGGGACAGCGUGAGAAGAGGCAGGGGGUGUCUGGCGGGAUGGGGAAGACCACGAGGAAGUGUGGCGAUGGAGUGCAAUCCCGAAGAAGAAGAACAUUGCAAAGAAAGACCCUAGCCAAGCGCCACCCAAUUCUCUUUCAUUG
This is a messenger RNA of Triticum urartu, 660 nucleotides long. The record is from RefSeq and is a predicted model, not a curated record. NCBI's taxonomy places the organism in Eukaryota, Viridiplantae, Streptophyta, Magnoliopsida, Poales, Poaceae.